Messenger RNA from Enterobius vermicularis (human pinworm), 597 nucleotides. NCBI's taxonomy places the organism in Eukaryota, Metazoa, Nematoda, Chromadorea, Rhabditida, Oxyuridae. The record is from the annotation of a GenBank genome assembly.
AUGUCUGUUGACAUAAAUUUUUCACAGCCUUCAGCACUUCGGCAAUUCGAGCUGAUCGUUGAAAAGAAGUCAAUAUUUGUAAAUGCACAUUUUUUAGCCGAAAUUUCACCAUAUUUUGAUCUGUUGUGUUUUGGAAACUUUCGUGAAGCUUCUGAAGGUCGAGCUGAAUUAGAAGAUGAGCUUUAUGACGACGUUGUUGAUUUCCUGCAGUUUAUUUGUCCGGACAGAAACUAUAUGUCUGACAAAAAAAUUACAGAUAGUAAUUUUGCCAUUCUUGCACAUUUUUCACACGUAAUGCAAUUUCCGCAACUACGACGACGACUGGAAACAUUUUUGGAAAAUGAUUUCACCUCAGAUACAUUACGUGUAAAAGAUGAAAAUAUGAUUGAUAUGGUUAUUGAGGCAAAAGAAACCGGAUUUCCGGACAAAUUGGUUGACAACGUUUAUACAAAAUUGGGUCAACUUGGCAUUGAACGUGUUAAAGAGCUUACCAAAGGCUUACCGGAUCAGUAUGCAGAGGCAAUUUUAAAGGAAGUGCAACGAUUUGUAAGUGUAUUAGACUUUUCUUUUCAAUUUAAUUUUUUGCAGUUACGUUAG